This is a messenger RNA of Stomoxys calcitrans (stable fly), 1661 nucleotides long. RefSeq lists its product as uncharacterized. The transcript has 3 exons. The record is from RefSeq and is a predicted model, not a curated record. Lineage: Eukaryota; Metazoa; Arthropoda; Insecta; Diptera; Muscidae. Bases 477 to 1154 code for a protein of 225 amino acids.
UCGUAAAACAAAGACACAAAGCAGAAAAAUUAUAAUUUUUAACAAAAAUAACAAUUAAGAAGAAAAUAAGAAAAGUCAAUUGGUCAUUGAAAAUUAUUAAAUUGUGAAACACACAUAAAGUAAAAUCUAUUCUACUUGAUAUAAGUGCUUUUGUAACCAAAACUUUUACGUUUUGGUUACCACUCAAAAGUUGGAAGGUGAUGUUUGGAAUAGAUCUUGUUUUUCGCAUAUUUUCUACGGCUUCUGAAUGGUUAUUAUACAUUUCAAUUGCUUCCGAAAAAUUAAAUAGUUCAGUGUAUAGAGUUAAAUGAAAAAUUUAAUGGACAAUUAUAGUAUUAUUUUUUAUCAAGUCAACUAUAUUAGAAGAAAAGUUCGUUGCCUUAGUCUUUUUGUGUGAGUGCUACUUGUGUUGGUUUAGCAUACCAUACUGGUGUAAGAACAGGCAAAUUGUUGUUGCUUUGCGUUAACGACCCAAAAUGAGUUUAAGAACACGCACUUUAAUAUUCUCUACCUUUUUUGGGAGUUGCAUUGCUAUCGGAUUGCUUCUGGGCAGUUUAACAACAGACAAUUGGGUCCGGGCUAAUCCAAAGCGAGGCAAUUCAACGAAUUCCGAGGGAGAAGUUCAUUUUGGUUUGUUUUAUGGAAGCAAAGUUUUGGAUUCUGGUUUUGGUAAACGCAUUACGCCAGUGGAAGUUUAUACUUUCAUUCAAACGGAGCCGGAAUCUAUGAACUUUUGGUUAUGGCUGUUUACGGCCAUAGGUGCAGGUUUGGGUUUGCUUAGUUGUGCGAUUUCAGCAAUAGCCGCUGUAUUCAAAUCUGCCUCAUCAUCUAAGGGACCCGUCAACAUGCUGGUCCUGAUCGCAUCGAAUAUUUCAUCAGCCGUGACACAAAUUGUGGCCUUUAUCUGUUGGCUUGUACAGUUCAUUCAGUAUUUGCAACACAACGUCUUGGCCGUGGCGGACCACAAACACCAUUGGUACAGCAGUGGACUGGCUUCUCUGGGUUAUAGUUUUUACAUGGUCAUACUAUCAACACUAGUCGUGUUAAUCAACAUCUCCAUCUUACUGUAUGCCAGACAUUGUGAUCGCAGAGACCGUCAACGCCUGGAGGCGCCGAGUGAAAAGAAGAAUGAAUGUGCUAUAAUGUUGUAUUAAAAACAAAAACACAAAAAGCACUGUUCACGCAACUACUUUACUCAUACUUACGAAAACACGAUAAUACGAAAGCGAAACAAUGAGAUGAAAUUUUUUUUGUUAACCAUACCAGCCGUCCAUAUAUGUACACUUGCACAUUAUACAACUUGGCGUUGCACUCUUGUACUGGCAAAAUACUCAAAACCGAUACAAAGCAUCAGGCACUCUGAAUUCGUUUUGUUUUACGAAAAAGUCAAAAUCUUACAUUAUGCUGCCGUGUGUUUGCCCCCUUUUCUGGAAAUAUCUAAUCAUGCUUGAAUUGAAAAUAAGAAUCUCUUUUAGUUUAAUUUUAGAUUUUACGGCCUCACUUUUGAUCGAAAAGUUUACUUUCUAUCUGCAUUUAUACACAUACGAGUAUGUAUGGGAUUUUUUCAUACUUAAACUGUAUUUUACAUUUAAUUUAUUUUUAUAAUGCUUCAUCUCUGCUUUGAUUUACAUUCAGAUGAAAUGAUGAGACUUUUAUGGAAC